Molecule: messenger RNA, 1689 nt
Organism: Pogoniulus pusillus (Red-fronted tinkerbird)
Lineage: Eukaryota; Metazoa; Chordata; Aves; Piciformes; Lybiidae
Gene: EMX1
Product: empty spiracles homeobox 1
Exons: 3
Coding region: 326-1054 (242 amino acids)
Biological process (GO): neuron differentiation; central nervous system development; regulation of transcription by RNA polymerase II
Cellular component (GO): nucleus
Molecular function (GO): RNA polymerase II cis-regulatory region sequence-specific DNA binding; DNA-binding transcription factor activity, RNA polymerase II-specific
Source: RefSeq, a predicted model, not a curated record
UGCUUGCUCCUGCCCUCGUCCCCUCCCCUGCCCACUCCAGCCUCAGCCCCCUCCUCCUCCUCGCCCCGCCAGGUACCGGCCGUAUUUGUACCGGGGGCUUCACGGGGUGCGUGGGCGCCCACGGGUAGGCGGCGGGGCGGGUGUCCGCCUGUGUCCGUGUGUCUGUCCGUGUGUGCGCGCUGCCCAGGGGGAGGUUUCUUGCACACGCACACGCACACACAGACACAAACGCGCACACCCGGAGGAACAGCCCCGCUCCGGGGCUCCCACCCCCCCACCCCCCCCCUUCCACCCCACCCCCCCGCCCUUUUCCCGGCUUCAAACCAUGUUCCAGCCGUCUGCGAAACGCUGCUUCACCAUCGAGUCCUUGGUGGGGAAAGACACCCACCUCAGCCCCGAGGACCCUCCGCGCCCCGCCGCCCUCGCUUACCCCGGACCCGGGCCCGCUGCCGCCACCGACGCCGCUGCCUUCGCCCCCGGUUUCCAGGGCGCUGCCGCCGCCGCCGGCCGGGCCCUCUACGGCAGCGCCGAGCUUGUAUUCCCCGAGGCCGUGGGGCACCCGGCGCUGCCCGUCGGGCCCCAUCAGUUGGGGGGGUCAGCGCUGCCGCACCCCCACUCUUUCUUCGGGCCGCAACACCGAGACCCGCUGAACUUCUAUCCCUGGGUGCUGCGCAACCGCUUCUUCGGGCACCGCUUCCAAGGGAGUGAGGUGUCUCAGGAGAGCCUGCUUCUCCACGGCCCCUUCGCACGGAAACCCAAACGCAUCCGCACUGCCUUCUCACCAUCCCAGCUCCUGCGCCUGGAGCGAGCCUUCGAGAAGAACCACUACGUGGUGGGUGCCGAGCGCAAGCAGCUGGCCAGCAGCCUCAGCCUCUCCGAGACUCAGGUGAAGGUGUGGUUCCAGAACAGGAGGACGAAAUACAAACGCCAGAAGCUGGAGGAGGAAGGACCUGACUCGGAUCAGAAGAAGAAGGGUUCUCACCACAUCAACCGAUGGCGCCUCGCCACCAAGCAGUCGAGUGGAGAAGACAUCGACGUCACCUCCAACGACUAAGGCAAGGACAGGCUCCUGGUGCAGCCACCAUGGAGAGGAACCCAGGGGAGGAAGGGAGGACACCGGUGGCAUCACCAAACGAACUGUAGGGACGUCGCCAAAGCCACUGCCACCACCUCCUGCUGCCUUUCCUCUGGGGUGCCCGGCCUGACCGGGCACCCAUGCCCCAUCCCCCCCCGCCACCCGGGCCAGCCCUCGGAGGUGCUUUUUGGGAAGCUCCUGCUGCCGAGCCGGGGAGGAAGAGGAGGCUGCCAGGGCACUUGCAGCCCUGGGCCACUACUGCGUGUCCUCCUCUGCGCUGGAAGCCGUCUGUCAGCCAUCAGAUCAAAUCAAAACGUCCUACCUAGAAGCUCAGUGUGCCCAACCCUACUUUCAUUUUCCUCUUCAUCCUCUUUUCUUUUUUCCCCCCUUUUUUUUGUUGUCGUUGUUGUUCUCCCUCUUUUUCUCCAUCGUUGGCUUUUUGGUUCUGGUUUGGUUUGUGGUUUGUUUUGUUGGCUUUGGUUUUUUUUUUACACAGUUUAUUUUAACUUAUUCUUUUAUUUUUGUGCCUGUGUGCGUGCGUUCCCUGUUGUAGGUAGUCAGCAGCUGUAGUGUGUGUUACUGCGUGGUAAUAAAAAGCAAAAUGUGCUGGAAAA